AAAAAUAUGUCUGUAUCUCUCAAAGUCUCCAAUAGUUCCAAAUUCCAGGUCUCUGAGUUUAUUCUUCUGGGAUUCCCAGGCAUUCACAGCUGGCAGCACUGGCUCUCCCUGCCACUGGCACUACUGUAUUUCUCAGCAAUUGGUGCAAACGUUCUCAUUCUCAUCACCAUCUCCCAGGACCAUUCUCUUCAACAGCCCAUGUACACUUUCCUAGGCAUCCUCUCUGUGGUGGACAUGGGCUUGGCCACCACCAUUAUGCCCAAAAUUCUGGCCAUCUUCUGGUUGGAAGCCAAGGUCAUUAGCCUCCCUGAAUGUUUUGCUCAAAUGUAUGCCAUUCAUUGUUUUGUGGGCAUGGAGUCUGGUAUCUUCCUCUGCAUGGCUUUUGAUAGAUAUAUGGCAAUAUGUCACCCUCUUCGCUACCCAUCCAUUGUCACCAAUUCCUUAAUCUUAAAAGCUACCUUGUUCAUGGUGCUUAGAAAUGGCAUGUUUGUUAUUCCAGUGCCUGUGCUUGCAGCUCAGCGUGAUUAUUGCUCCAAGAAUGAAAUUGAGCAUUGCUUGUGCUCUAACCUUGGGGUCACAAGUUUGGCUUGUGAUGACAGGAGACCAAACAGCAUUUGCCAGUUGGUCCUGGCAUGGCUUGGAAUGGGGAGUGAUCUAAGUCUUAUUAUGUUGUCAUACAUUUUGAUUCUACACUCUGUACUUAGACUGAACUCAGCUGAAGCUGCAGCCAAGGCUCUAAGUACUUGUAGCUCUCAUCUCAUCCUCAUCCUCUUCUUUUACACUGUUGUUGUAGUGAUUUCAGUAACUCACCUGGCAGAGAUGAAGGCUACUUUGAUUCCAGUUCUACUCAAUGUGCUGCAUAACAUCAUUCCCCCUUUUCUCAACCCUAUAGUUUAUGCACUUAGGACCAAAGAACUUAAGGCAGGCUUCCAAAAGGUGUUGUUUGCCCUUACAAAAGAAAUAAAACACUAG
Molecule: messenger RNA, 972 nt
Organism: Carlito syrichta (Philippine tarsier)
Lineage: Eukaryota; Metazoa; Chordata; Mammalia; Primates; Tarsiidae
Product: olfactory receptor 56B1
Exons: 1
Coding region: 7-972 (321 amino acids)
Biological process (GO): G protein-coupled receptor signaling pathway
Cellular component (GO): membrane
Molecular function (GO): G protein-coupled receptor activity; olfactory receptor activity
Source: RefSeq, a predicted model, not a curated record